UCACGCGACGGUCUUCCCGGGUCCGUGAACGGGGUGGCGUUCUGCCUGGGGACUCAGUCUUCGCGGUGGGAGUCAUGGCCACUCGUCGAGCUCUGCAUUUCGUAUUCAAAGUGGGGAACCGCUUCCAGACGGUGCAUUUCUUUCGAGAUGUCCUGGGGAUGCAGGUUCUGCGCCAUGAGGAAUUUGAAGAAGGCUGCAAAGCUGCAUGUAAUGGGCCUUAUGAUGGGAAAUGGAGUAAAACAAUGGUGGGCUUUGGGCCCGAGGAUGAUCAUUUUGUUGCAGAACUGACGUACAAUUAUGGCGUUGGAGACUACAAGCUUGGCAACGACUUCAUGGGAAUCACACUUGCUUCCAGCCAGGCUGUCAGCAAUGCCAGGAAGCUCGAGUGGCCACUCAGUAAAGUUGCAGAAGGAGUUUUUGAAACUGAGGCCCCAGGAGGAUAUAAGUUCUAUUUGCAAGAUCGGAGUCUCCCCCAGUCAGAUCCUGUAUUAAAAGUCACUCUAGCAGUGACUGAUUUCCAGAAGUCCUUGAACUACUGGUCUAAUCUCCUGGGAAUGAAAAUUUAUGAGCAGGACGGGGAGAAGCAGAGGGCUUUGCUGGGCUAUGCUGAUAACCAGUGUAAGCUGGAGCUGCAGGGUAUCGAGGGUGCAGUUGAUCAUGCAGCAGCCUUUGGAAGAAUUGCCUUUUCUUGUCCUCAGAAUGAGUUGUCAGACAUUGAAGCCUUGAUGAAAAGGGAGAACCAAUCAAUCCUGACUCCACUGGUGAGUCUGGAUACCCCAGGGAAGGCAACAGUACAUGUAGUCAUCCUGGCUGACCCUGAUGGACAUGAAAUUUGCUUUGUUGGGGACGAAGCUUUUCGAGAACUUUCUAAGAGGGAUCCCAAAGGAAGCAAGUUAUUGGAUGAUGCAAUGGCUGCAGACAAAAGUGAUGAAUGGUUUGCCACGAGAAAUAAACCAAAGGCUUCAGGUUAAUGGAAGACAAGUGAGAGCAGCGCUUAAACUCAGUCUGGCGUCUUGAGUCCAGUACGGCUGUUUACAAUGAAUACUGUGUCCAGCACAGACAAAAGGCUCAUGGGGUAGUUUCACUCUUCAAAGCUUUGUUAUGUUCUAGAAAUGAAUUUUUUUUUUAUCAUUCUCAGUAGUGGUGAACUCCUGUAUGUAAUUGUAUGAAAUUUGGUAACAAAUUAUUGUCCAGCCUGACAAUAUGUCUAUGGAAUAUUACCCUUGGCUGAGGGUAGUGGAAAAUUUGAUUAGCUGUGAAUCAUGUAGAUAAUUUUGGAAUAAAUGUUCAGAUGAAAGCCAAACUAGCUGGGCAUGGUGGCGCAUGCCUUUAGUUCCAGCACUUGGGAGGUAGAGUCAAGGAUCUUGGAGUUCAAGGCCAGUCAGGACUAUAGAGAAAGACCCUGUCUUAAAACAAAUCCAAAAAAGCCAAACCAACUGCUUAGAGUGUGUGUUUCCAGGCCUUGAUGGAUCUUCCUAUAGAAGUCUUGGCAUUUAAAGAAGCUUUUCUUUUCCCUUUCCAAGACAGUCUCUCCUGAUACACAGGAAGACACAUAGUGUCACUUCACCAUGGAACUCAAGGUAGCUUUUAACUUUGUAGCCCUGACUGACCUGCAACUAUGUCAACUAGAUGGCCUCAAACUCACAGAGACCUACCUGUCUCUGCCUCCUGCUGGGAUCAAAGGCACAAGCUACCUUACCCUUUGAACUUUUGAUCUUCCUACCUUGGCCUCCAGUGCUGGGAUUCUAGAUGUAUGUUACUAGUCCAAGCUUGAUGUUUGUUUGUUUCUUUCUUUGUUUUUAAGAAGUUUUAUCCUGGGACCUAAGAGAUGGCUUAGUGCUUCAGAGUACUGGUUAUUCUUCUAGAGGACUGAGUUUGAUCCCUAGCACCCACGUCUGUUCUUUCUGUAAUUCUAGUCCUAGGGGUUCCAAUACUCUCUCAAUGCCUCUGAAGGCGCUGCAUAUACAUGUUACACAGACAUAUAUGCAGGGGAAACACCCAUAAAGAUUAAAAAAAUUACCCUUUGGAUAAAAAAUUAUCUGGGAACUGGGUGGUAGUAGCACAUUCCUUUAAUCCCAGUACUCAGGCAGAUCUCUGAGUUUGAGGCUAGCUUGUUCUACAAAGCAGUUCUAGGACAGCCAGGACUACACAGGGAAACCCUGUCUCAAAACAAAACAAACACACACACAAACAAAAAAACAGCCAAAAACCAGAUCUGGGUAAUGUCCUCACUUUGAUUUGAUUUUACAUUUUGAAUAACCAGAGGAAACAGGAGAUGUUUAAUGAACAAAGUAUUCAAUGAGUCACAUUUCUGUAUGCUUGGGUCUGUACUACUUUAUAAAGUAGUUUUAGUCCUCUUUAAAAUGGAGUAGAUAUUACUUCAGCCUGGAAAAAUGUUUUCUGUUUGGGCUAAUAUCAUUAUAUCAUUAAAAACAGUUUUAUUGAGUA
This is a messenger RNA of Arvicola amphibius (Eurasian water vole), 2448 nucleotides long. RefSeq names its product glyoxalase domain containing 4 (gene Glod4). NCBI's taxonomy places the organism in Eukaryota, Metazoa, Chordata, Mammalia, Rodentia, Cricetidae. The record is from RefSeq and is a predicted model, not a curated record. The coding region runs from base 75 to 971 and encodes 298 amino acids. The transcript is spliced from 9 exons.